Messenger RNA from Amphiprion ocellaris (clown anemonefish), 4185 nucleotides. RefSeq names its product adenosine monophosphate deaminase 3a (gene ampd3a). Lineage: Eukaryota; Metazoa; Chordata; Actinopteri; Pomacentridae. The transcript has 15 exons. Bases 1345 to 3651 code for a protein of 768 amino acids. Gene Ontology annotation, biological process: AMP metabolic process; IMP salvage. Gene Ontology annotation, cellular component: cytosol. The record is from RefSeq and is a predicted model, not a curated record. Gene Ontology annotation, molecular function: AMP deaminase activity.
UUGGGGGCUCGGCCAAUAACAGCAGUGAGGUAUCUGAGAAAAGUCCAGAAAGACAAGAUAAAGAGAGCAGAGCUGGGUCUGAGAUAGGGCCAUGAGUGGUCCAGUAAUGGCCUUAUAGAGCCUCCUGUGAGGUUUACAGACAGGGGAGUGGGAAGGAAUGAAUAAUGAUCUUUAUCCUUCAAAGUAACUAUUAAGAUGAUAUAUGGACAACUCAAAAUUUCCACAUUACAGUGCAUUUAAGCAGUCCCACAAACACAAGUGUACUUACACCCACAUUAGCUCAGUCCAGAGUGGGCACCAUUAAGAUUCUCUUGGAAAAUUCAAAUAUGCAGAGAUGCAGUUUGUCCGGUAUCCUUUGACUCUCUGCCAUGCUGUGGUUAUACCUUAGGGAAUGUGAUCGCACGUAUAUAGCAAACGGAUAAAAACUGCAUGGAUUAUAUGAUUACUUUCAUGAAUUCGUAUUCAACUAAUUUGUUAAUUCUGGGGAAAUCAGGGGGAAGUGAUGCAUUCUAAAAAUUUUCACUGGUUAAACAGCACCUGACUCAUACUGUAUAAUAAUCAUUUUACUGUAUGGAUUACUAGAGUGUUAUCAACAUUAACAUUAUUGAUCACUCUAACUACUUGGUUAUUUGACUACAGUGCAGUGACAGAGAGUAUAGACAAAGCUUAUCUUUGCCAUCAUACAAAUCUAAGUGCUAAUCUGAGAGUGUAAAGAAGCCUAAUGCCUUAUGAGAGCCAUUAGUUGUUAAGAGAGUGACUUUUGCAAAAAACACCGCAGCAGGAAUAUAUAUUUUUAAAAGUGCAGUGACCAAACCAAGGUCAGAAACCAGAUAAAACACUGGGCCAAUAAGCAAGAGAACAGAGAGACGUGUGAUAAAUCAGCAAAGACUUGGAUUGUUCUCAAACUACUUCAGAAACCUAUCACAGCAUCUUGUGAAUCUAGUGACUUACUCACUGAACAGAACAACUAUGACCUGGCUGCUAUGAUACAGAAGUAGUGAGGAGUCUCUUUACUUCUCUCCCCCUCUGUGUGCACACCAUAAAGUAUGGAGGUGAGUGUCAGAGUGCUGUGUGUUUGAGUGUUUCGGAGAGUGGCAGAGUAGCAGGCUCUGUCUUCUCUGACAGUGGCUCUCUUUUUGUUGACAACCAGUUUUGAUAAAUUCUCAGGAUUAGCAACUCUAUCAACAUGAUGCUACCAGCUCCUUAAAACAGAGAGAGAUGGGCAGUCAGGAAAACAGAAUUGUAGUUGUGGACCACCGUACACUCGUAGAUUGCAGAUAGAGUAUAUUAAGGUACUGCUGAAUCUGUGUCCAAGUCCAGCUUGAGAAGACAACACCCUCAGAUAUGGCUGUGAGCAACACUGAAGACAUGCCUCGUCAUUUUCCAAAGGUAACGCUGAGUGAGGCAGAGGAGGAGACCCAGCUUCUAGCAGAGAAAGUAUACGCAUCAGCGCUAAAAGAAGAAGACAAUAAGGAUGCCUUGUCGAUGUUCACCGUGCCUGAGGAUUGCCCAAUUGGCCUCCAGCAGGCCAAGGAACAUGAACUGCUUAAGGAGCUGGCAGAGCAACAGUCAGAGGAAAGUGCCAAGAGGAGGAAAAGCUUGAAGAUGAUUCGUUCCCAGUCAUUGUCCCUGCAGAUUCCAGUGAAUACAGAUUGGACACGCUCAGUGGCAGUUACACCUUACCUGUCCCCAAGCUCCACCUGCUCAUCAGUGCCAGAAAGCUGCCCUGAUUACCAGAGGGUUACUAUUACGGGUGACUAUUGUGCUGGGGUCACAGUGGAGGACUAUGAACAGGCAGCCAGGAGUCUGUUUAAGGCUCUGCUUAUUCGUGAGAAGUAUUCUAAGUUAGCCUAUCACAGAUUCUGUAGAACUACAAGCCAGUUUCUCCGCAGUGCUGAGAACAUGAGAUGGAGGGAAGAAGAUGAGGUUCUGCCAGACAUGUGGCCAUCCCCUGCAGACGGAGAGGAUCCCUACUGCAUGGACAACAUUCCUGAGAACCUGAACUAUGAACUGAAGAUGAAGGAUGGGAUAGUGUACGUGUAUGAUAAUGAAGAAGCUCUCAAAGAACAACAGCCCCACGAUCUUCCUUACCCAGACUUGGAGACCUUUGCUGUAGAUCUCAGUCACGUGCUGGCAAUGAUUGCAGAUGGACCCACGAAGACCUACUGUCACAGAAGGCUAAAUUUCUUAUGUUCAAAGUUCUUCCUCCAUGAGAUGCUCAAUGAGAUGGCUGAGCUAAAGGAACUGAAAAGUGUGCCUCACAGAGAUUUCUACAAUGUUAGGAAGGUGGACACACAUAUUCAUGCAGCUGCAUGCAUGUCUCAGAAACACCUUCUGACCUUCAUCCAGCAAACAUAUAAAACUGAUGCCAACCGUGUAGUUUUGGAAAACGCUGGACAAAUGAUGACCCUCCAGCAGGUUUUCCACAGCCUCAGCAUGGACCCCUAUGACCUUACAGUGGACUCUCUGGAUGUUCAUGCUGGGAGACAAACCUUCCACCGCUUUGAUAAGUUCAACUCAAAGUAUAACCCGGUGGGAGCCAGUGAGCUUCGAGAAAUCUUCCUGAAAACGGACAACCUCAUUAAUGGAGAGUAUUUUGCUCGGAUCAUAAAGGAAGUGGCCCAUGACCUGGAGGAGAGUAAGUAUCAGCAUGCAGAGCCUCGUCUGUCCAUCUACGGACGCUCUCCUGACGAGUGGGACAGUCUGUCGAAGUGGUUUAUCCACCAAAAAGUCCACUCUCCAAACAUGAGGUGGAUUAUUCAAGUGCCCAGAAUAUAUGAUAUUUUCAAGGCGAAGCAGCUGUUACCUAAUUUUGCCAAGAUGCUGGAGAACAUAUUCCUUCCUCUAUUCGAGGCCACUGUUAACCCACAGAAGCACAAAGAACUUCAUGUUUUCCUCAAAUAUGUGUCAGGCUUUGACAGCGUGGACGACGAGUCCAAACAUACCGAUCACAUGUUCUCCUUCAGGAGCCCAAAGCCAGAACAGUGGACUAGAGAUGACAACCCCCCCUACAGCUACUACAUCUUCCACAUGUAUGCAAACAUCAUGGUCCUCAACAACCUCAGAAAAGAGCGUGGACUGAGCACCUUCCAGUUCCGACCUCAUUGCGGAGAAGCUGGAUCCAUCACUCACCUGGUCUCUGCCUUCCUCACCGCAGACAACAUCUCACAUGGACUCAACCUGAAGAAGAGCCCUGUGCUGCAGUACUUGUACUACCUGGCACAAGUGCCAAUAGCAAUGUCUCCUCUCAGCAACAACAGCCUGUUCCUAGAGUACUCCAAAAAUCCCCUCAGAGAGUUCCUGCACAAAGGUCUGUGCGUGUCCUUGUCCACAGAUGAUCCCAUGCAGUUCCACUACACCAAGGAACCGCUGAUGGAAGAGUACGCAAUAGCAGCUCAGCUGUGGAAGCUCAGUACCUGUGAUGUGUGUGAAAUAGCCAGAAACAGUGUGCUGCAAAGCGGAUUGUCUCAUCAGGAUAAGAAGCACUUCUUAGGAGUGAACUAUCUGAAAGAUGGACAUGAAGGGAAUGAUAUCCGCCGGACCAACGUCGCCCAGAUCCGUAUGGCCUACAGACACGAGACACUGUGCAAUGAACUUAGCUUCAUAGUGGACGCAGUGAAGUCGGACGCUAUGAAUGGCCAGUAUGAAUAAAAGAGGCCUCGCAUUUUACAGAGCCCAAGCAUGCUGCCCUCUUAUAUCACUAAAUAAAAAUACAAUCUAUUGUCACUUAAAGAGCAAUACUUGACUGCCUCAAAGCUAUGAGAGAUGAGAUGGUGAAAUAAAGAUGCAUUCCUUGGAUGACUGAUGGCACUUUGGUUUUCAAAGGUUCAGACAAAGGCUGUGGAGGAUCUUGUGUAAAGUAUAUGUCAUUAAACAAACCCCCUAUGUAUAAACAUCUGUACCUUACACUCCCUUCUGUGAUAGGAGUAUGUCAUAGAAACUGUUUGAAACUUGAAAUUUUAUUGUAUAAAUAUCAGACAUGAAAACACUUAGGUUUGAGAGAGCGUUGCACAGAGACAGCUGAUGACAUGAUGGCUGGAACUGUCUUUUCUUUAAAUAGCUUGUUUGAAGAAGAUUUCAGUGAAUAUCUGGCCAGAUGUUGAUACAUUAAAAGAUAUUUAAAAUAAGUCUGGAAUAAUGUAUACUUUAUUUUAAAAUUAAAUUAAUUAAAAUUGUGGAAGAAUA